UCCAUGUCUGGAGUGGAGGGACGGCGCCGCGUUCUCGCCUUUCCGUGUGUACAUUUUAGUAAAUAAACGUGGAAGCGGGAGCAGUACCUGGAGGCAGCGGGUCAGACGGCAGUCCCCGAUCAUCGUGGUGUGCUGUUUGAGUGCUAGCUGGAACUCUAGCUCGCAGUUUAUUCCCCAUUUUAACUUUACUGAGCGGCGUUUUCCGCCGUUUUUUUUUCUCUCCGCCGCCCCGCUCACUCUAACGUUACCCCCCGCCCCCCCCCCGCGUGAGAGUCGGGGCCUGCAGCGUUGGUUUGGCCACGAGGAGCGUUGGUAUAGCUGGAAUAGGGCGAUGGCGGAGUUCGGUAACGGACUUGCGGAGGAAUCCCUACUAGAUUCAGACCCCGGACAUCCCGAGUUGGAAGACCCGGGUGUCGGUGAUGAAGAGCCGGGGUUAGAAGAGGGUGAGGCCGCGAUCGAAGACCCGGAGCUGGAGGCAAUCAAAGCUCGUGUCAGAGAGAUGGAGGAAGAGGCAGAGAAGCUGAAGGAGCUGCAGAACGAGGUGGAGAAACAGAUGAAUCUCAGCCCCCCACCAGUCGGCCCCGUCAUCAUGUCCAUCGAGGAGAAGAUGGAGGCAGACGGCAGGUCUAUUUAUGUUGGAAACGUGGAUUACGGUGCCACGGCAGAAGAGCUUGAGGCUCACUUUCACGGCUGCGGCUCAGUAAACAGAGUCACCAUCCUGUGUGACAAAUACACAGGACAUCCCAAGGGGUUUGCUUAUAUUGAGUUUGCAGACAAAGAGUCUGUGAGGACAGCCAUGGCUUUGGACGAGUCCCUGUUCAGAGGAAGGCAGAUAAAGGUGGGCGCUAAGAGAACAAACAGACCAGGUAUCAGCACCACAGACCGCGGUUUUCCACGGGCUCGCUUCCGAUCACGGGGAGGAAGCUUCUCAUCGCGUGCGCGCUACUACAGUGGCUACACACCCCCGAGAGGCAGAGGACGGGCCUUCAGGGGCCGAGGGCGAACAACAUCGUGGUAUUCCCCUUACUAAACACCCCCCCCCCCCCAACACCCCCUUACUAUUGACCCUCCCCCUCUCUGUUCCAUUUAAGAAACACACACAGUGACACCCUGCCCCCCCCCCCCCCCAACAAUAAAAGAAGAGAACCCCAGAAGAGAGAAAAAAGUCAAACAGGAAACCCUGUGGUGGACAGAGACUGACUGCCGCAGUGUGUGUGUGAGCGUGCGUGUGCCGAGGUUGGUGCGGUCGGCCCUGGUAAGGUAUCAGUUGGCCACUGGGGGGGGGGCACGGUGGCAGAUUCCUUCAUUGGUUUUUGUUGGGUGGGGGCGGGGGCGGGGCGAUGAUGGUACCUCAGGCUGCAGAUGUGUCUCCUUUGGUCUGGCUGUGACCUCCUGCUUUCACACCAUCACCAACACAGCCACCCACUCACCCCCACCACCACCUAAACAAGGAGAAGUGUGUGUGUGUGUGGGGGGGGGGGGGGGCAGCUACAGGACGACAGUGUGUUCAUUUUAGUUUUGAAUGUACAUUUGUGAAAUGACAUCCAGAGUGUUGUGUUUUCAGUUUGUGGUUUGGAGUAUACCCCUCCCCUCCCCCUCUCCCUCCCCUCCCUCUCUCCCUCCCCCCAGUGGACAGUUUGUCUCUGAACAGUGAUGGACCUGCUGUGUUCAUUGUUUUUGUUCUUUUUUCGUGUGGGCGGGGUCGUUAUACUCCCACCUGCCCCCCCACAUCCCACCCAGCAUGGCCUCACUUCAUUUUAUUUUGACAUCAGUGUUUUUAUUUCGUGCGACCCCCCCCCCCCCCCCUCCCCCUCUCUCUGUGCUUCUUGUUUCCCCCGUUUCCCCCCUCCCCCCUCCCCCCCCUCCUCUCUCUGUAUAUUAGACCACUUCUUGUCGUUUCAGGUUUCAGGACCAGUGGAGGCUGACGACCCCUCCCCAGGUGGCGCCGGCCCCCCCCACUGUCUCUGCAGCGUCUCUCUCUCUCUCUGCUCCUGCUAUGCACACUCACCCCAUCCUGUCCGUGUGGGGGGGUGGGGGAGGGGGGCAGGGUGACCACAGGCCCGCGGCGGGGGGCAUUUACUA
Messenger RNA from Toxotes jaculatrix (banded archerfish), 2082 nucleotides. RefSeq names its product poly(A) binding protein, nuclear 1 (gene pabpn1). The transcript is spliced from 7 exons. The coding region runs from base 332 to 1030 and encodes 232 amino acids. Lineage: Eukaryota; Metazoa; Chordata; Actinopteri; Toxotidae. Gene Ontology annotation, molecular function: RNA binding. The record is from RefSeq and is a predicted model, not a curated record.